This is a messenger RNA of Clonostachys rhizophaga, 1692 nucleotides long. The record is from the annotation of a GenBank genome assembly. Lineage: Eukaryota; Fungi; Ascomycota; Sordariomycetes; Hypocreales; Bionectriaceae.
AUGUCUUUCACAGUCGGUGAUUACCUCGCUGAGAGGCUCGCGGGCAUGGGCUUAUCCCAUCACUUCAUCGUCCCUGGAGACUACAAUCUCAUUCUCCUGGACAAACUCCAACAACAUCCAUCUCUCUCCGAGGUUGGCUGCACAAACGAACUCAACUGUUCCCUCGCUGCUGAGGGAUACGCUCGUGCCAAUGGAGUGGGCGCCUGCGUCGUCACAUUCAGCGUCGGGGGCUUCGCGGCCUUCAACGGCGUUGGAAGUGCGUAUGCCGAGAACCUCCCCGUCAUCCUGAUCAGCGGCGCUCCCAACUCCAACGACUCAGGUCGCCACUUACUACACCACACGUUGGGCGAGUACAGCUUCACCUACCAGCUAGAGAUGGCCAAGAAGAUCACCUGUUGCGCCGUGGCCAUCAACAGACCAGGCCAGGCGCCAGCGCUGAUUGACCGUGCGAUCCGGACAGCGCUGCUGGAGUCCAAGCCCGCAUAUAUUGAGAUUCCCACCAACAUUGCCGGCGAGGAGUGCCUGAGACCCGGGCCGAUCAGCGCCAUCACUGGGCGGCCGUCCAGUGACGCCGUCUCCCUGGAGGUUUCCGUGGCCAAGGCCGUUGAGUUCCUUGGAACUUCAAAGAAGCCCGUCAUCCUUGUUGGGCCCAAGGUGCGAGGAAAGAUCGCGAGGUUGGCCGUGAUCAAACUCGCUGAGGCAAUGGGAUGUGCUGUUGUCCCCCAGCCAGCGGCCAAGGGCCGUUUCCCCGAGGACCAUCCCCAAUUUGCGGGCAUCUUCUGGGGACAAGUCAGCACCCUCGCAGCUGAUGCCAUUGUUAACUGGGCCGAUGUCCUCAUCUGCAUCGGCACCAUCUUUACUGAUUACAGCACUGUGGGAUGGACUGCCAUGCCCACCGUUGACAAGUUGGAGGUAGACACAAACAGCGUCACAGUACCUGGUGAUUCGACUUUCUACAGUCAGGUGUGGCUGGACGACUUCCUGGCCAGGCUUUCAGAGACGGCGCCCUGGAAUCCCGCCACUAUGGUUGAGUACAAUCGACUACGUCUCGAUCCACCAUAUGAACGCGCCUCUCGCGGACUAGAUCCACUGACUCGAAAGGAGAUUGCUCGCCGGUCACAAAAGCUGGUGUCCCCUGAAACCACGGUGUUUGUCGACACGGGCGACUCGUGGUUCAACGGGAUCCAUCUCCGCCUCCCUCGCGGCGCUGGAUUCGAGAUUGAGAUGCAGUGGGGGCAUAUAGGAUGGUCCAUACCGGCAGCUUUCGGCUAUACAUUGGCCAAGCCCAAGAGACGCGUGGUCAUCGUGGUAGGUGAUGGUGCUUUCCAAAUGACGGCCCAGGAGGUUUCCCAAAUGGUCCGAUGGAGGGUUCCCAUCAUCAUCCUUUUGAUGAACAACAAGGGCUACACCAUCGAAGUGGAGAUUCACGACGGUUUGUACAACCGGAUUCAGAACUGGAAGUAUGCUUCUCUUGUCCAGGCAUUCAACGGCGAGGAAGGUGGAGGGCAUGCUCUCAGCUUCGAGGUAUCCACCGUGUACCAUUUCACCGAGGCAUUGGACAAGGCAAUAGUUCAUGUGGACGGUCCGACGCUGAUAGAAUGCACCAUUGAUCAGGAUGACUGUAGUAGAGACCUGAUUACUUGGGGUCACUUUGUCGCCGCAGCCAAUGGUCGCCCCCCCGAAAAGGAUUAA